Zea mays is the source of this 3095-nucleotide messenger RNA. RefSeq names its product G-type lectin S-receptor-like serine/threonine-protein kinase At2g19130. Gene Ontology annotation, biological process: protein phosphorylation; recognition of pollen. The record is from RefSeq and is a predicted model, not a curated record. The transcript has a single exon. NCBI's taxonomy places the organism in Eukaryota, Viridiplantae, Streptophyta, Magnoliopsida, Poales, Poaceae. The coding region runs from base 144 to 2861 and encodes 905 amino acids. Gene Ontology annotation, molecular function: protein serine/threonine kinase activity; ATP binding.
UCUGGCUCGAACCAUGUUUUGGUUUUUUUAAUAAUAUAAUACAAUACCGGUACAGCGGGCCGACUUAUUUUAAUCUGUAACAAGUAAGAUCGCUAUACCUGCAUGCAUAUCUAUUGCCGGUGUGUGUGCUCGCUGCUACUCGUAUGUCGUAUCCACCAUCAUCGUCUCCAAACUUGCCUCUCGUGCUCCGGCCUCCGGCUCCGGCCAUGCCGCCUCCCAAUAACCGUCUCUGCGUAGCACUAGCUAUUGCGCUCGUCGUCUUCUCUUCGCUGCACACUCCAGCUGCUGCUUCUGCUGCUGACGGCGACACUCUUGCGGCAGGCCAGGCGCUCGCCGCCGGCGACAAGCUCGUCUCCCGCAACGGCAAGUUCGCGCUCGGCUUCUUCCAGUUCCGGCAAGCCCUGCCAGGCGGCGGCGGCACCGGUACGUCCGCAUCCGUCGUCGUCCCUUCCCCCGGCUGGUACCUCGGCGUAUGGUUCAACAAGAUCCCGGUCUGCACUCCGGUCUGGAUCGCCAACCGAGACAGGCCCAUCACCGAGUCCGAGCUCAAGGUAGCCCAAUUCAGAGUCGCAUCGACAGACGGCAACAACAAGCUGCUCGUCGUCGCCACCAGUAACACUAACACCAGCGCCGACAAUUCCAUCAUAAUCGUCGCCAACACCACCACGAACGGUAGCAGCGUCCAUGUCGUGCUCAUGGACACCGGCAACCUUGUCCUCCUGCCGCAAACUGAAGCCCUACUAUCCUCUGCUUCAGCGCCCGCCGCCAGCUCCUCCUCCUCCUCCUCCUCCUCCUCCUCCUCCUCCUCCUCCUCCCUGUGGCAAAGCUUCGACUACCCGACCGACGUCGGGCUCCCCGGCGCCAAGAUCGGCUGGACCAAGCUCGCCGGCGGCCGCUACUUCAGCCGCCAGUUCAUCUCGAAGAAGAGCCUGGUGGACCCGAGCCCCGGCUCCUACUCCAUCAGCAUCGACACCAACGGAUUCAUGCAGCUGACUCGCAACGCCCCGAGCGUGCAGUACUGGUCGUGGACGUCGGGGAGCCUGGGAAACCUCGUGACGGCGCUGACUGCCCUGAUCGACAUGGAUCCCAGGACCAAGGGGCUGCUGAAACCGGGCUACGUGGCCACCGCCGACGAGGUGUACUUCACCUACAGCAUCACCGACGAGUCGGCCUCCGUGUUCGUCCCCGUCGACGUCACCGGCCAGCUCAAGCUCAUGCUCUGGUCCGACUCCAAGCGGGCCUGGGAGACCAUCUACGCCCAGCCUUCUGAUUUCUGCGUCACCUCUGCCGUCUGCGGCCCUUUCACCGUCUGCAACGGCAACUCCGGCCCGUCGCCGUCGUCCUUCUGUACCUGCAUGGACACCUUCUCUAUCAGGUCCCCUCGGCAUUGGGAGCUUGGUGAUCUCACAGAAGGGUGUGCGAGGACAACCCCCUUGGACUGCGAAGCUGCUAACAGAAGCAGCAAUGGUAGUCCCGCUCCUGCAGGCUCCACGGACGUGUUCCACCCCAUAGCUCAAGUGGCUUUGCCUUUGCCCUACAAUUCCCGGCCAAUAGAGGACGCCACUACGCAAAACGGCUGCGAGGCGGCUUGUCUCGGCGACUGCAACUGCACGGCCUACUCCUUCAGCACCGAUGGCAAAUGCUCUGUCUGGAAUGGGGACCUGCUCAACGUGGACCAGGCCGACAGCACCAUAAGCUCCCAAGGUGUUCUUUACCUUCGUCUCGCCAAGAGUGAUUUCCAGGGUUUGAGCAGAGGCAACAAGAGGACACCGACGGCGGCGAUCGCUGCAGGCGCUGUUGGUUCUGGAAUACUAGUGCUCGCCGUGCUAGCGCUCGUAAUCUGGAGGUGCAACAAUGUGCCGCCGCCGCUACACGCCGGCGUCGGAGACGGUGGCGGAAUCAUGGCGUUCAAACACACCGAUCUAUGCCGCGCUACUAAGAACUUCAGCGACAGGCUCGGGGGAGGUGGUUUCGGCUCCGUGUUCAAGGGACUGUUGGGUGACUCGACCGCUGUGGCGGUGAAAAGGCUCGACGAUGCCCGGCAAGGCGAGAAGCAGUUCCGGGCUGAGGUGAGCUCGGUCGGGAUGAUCCAGCACAUCAACCUGGUCAGACUGAUCGGCUUCUGCUGCGAAGGCGACAAGAGGCUGCUUGUGUACGAGCACGUGGUGAACGGGUCCCUCGACGCGCAUCUGUUCCAGCAGAGCAGUGCCGCCGUCGUCGCCACUGCGCUGGAUUGGAGCAAGAGGUACAGGAUCGCCGUCGGGGUCGCAAGAGGAUUGUGCUACCUGCACCAGAGCUGCCGCGAGUGCAUCAUCCACUGCGACAUCAAACCGGAGAACAUCCUCCUCGACGCGUCCUUCGCGCCCAAGAUCGCGGACUUCGGGAUGGCGGCGUUCGUCGGCCGAGACUUCAGCCGGGUCCUGACCACGUUCCGAGGGACAGCAGGGUACCUCGCCCCGGAGUGGCUGAGCGGGGUCCCCAUCACGCCCAAGGUGGACGUCUACAGCUUCGGCAUGGUGGUCCUGGAGAUCGUGUCCGGGCAGAGGAACACGCCGCCGCAGGCUCUCAGCAGGAGCGGUUACUACCACGCCGCGGCGUAUUUCCCGGUGCAGGCCAUCACGAAGCUUCACGAGGGAGACCUGCAGGGCUUGGUGGACCCGCGCCUACAGGGAGACCUCAGCCUGGAGGAGGCGGAGAGGCUGUUUAAAGUCGCGUUCUGGUGCAUCCAAGACGACGAGUGCGACCGGCCGACCAUGGCUGACGUUGUCCGCGUUCUCGAGGGCCUCCAGGAGCUCGAUAUGCCCCCAGUGCCAAGACUACUUGCAGCUAUUACAGCACGCGCCAAUGCGGAUUUCAUGUGAUAGAUAGUUCAUAGCUAGACUGCUAGACUAGAUAAUUCCAUCUCCGUCGUGACGACGCAAGGCCUCAUGAUGAUUGAGCUCGAGCAUGGCUGGCAUGGCAGCACUUCCUGCUUGACUGCGUCUGCGUGGUCAGAUUAAGCCUUUGAUAAUUGUAAGACGAUCUGAAAAUCUGAGUGGUUCUAUGGCGUUGACAAUCAUUAGUGCAAUUGACAAUAAGUCAAUUUGCAUUGCUUA